This is a messenger RNA of Mercurialis annua (annual mercury), 1799 nucleotides long. RefSeq lists its product as uncharacterized. The transcript has 2 exons. Bases 415 to 1632 code for a protein of 405 amino acids. The record is from RefSeq and is a predicted model, not a curated record. NCBI's taxonomy places the organism in Eukaryota, Viridiplantae, Streptophyta, Magnoliopsida, Malpighiales, Euphorbiaceae.
UUUCCCUAACUACGUUCUCUCUCUGUUUUCUUCUCUCUUUUUUUGUUUCAGUUUUCAUCUCUCUCUGUGUCGAAGGAAGUUAGGGUUUUCCGAUCUCCUUCUCCGAUUAUUCUAUUUUCCGUCGACGGUCACCGGAUCAAUAUUCGUCUCUUUGUUGUAGGCGUGGAUUACUUACCCAAUUGGUAGAGUUGUCUGUGGACCAUUCUUUUGUUGCAUCUUCUGUGGCUUUGCCAUCAAAACUGGCUCAGAGGGGAAGGUGUGAGUUUAGUCGAGCCUGGACAAAGCUAAAUUUCAGUAUUAUUUUGGAAAUUGUUGCUACUCAAAAUUAAUACUGGGAAGGAAGCGUACACACUAGAGGAGGAUUCCCUGCAUCCAUGCUGGCAGAGAGCAUGCGUGGAUUUUGUGCUUCGGGUAAUGCCCCUGACGAGUACAGUUGCCGAUGCAUUCGGUGUGGUGACAAUUUGCCUAGUCGCUCUUCUAAUUCUUCUAGGUCUGCUUUGCAUUGCUUACUCACUGUACUUCCGCUCUCGCGUUCGUAAUCAAGGCUUUGUUCAGCUUACUUACUUCAGCGGCCCUUGGAUUAUCCGGAUCACAUUCAUUUUGUUUGUAAUCUGGUGGGGCUUUGGUGAGAUCAUACGCCUAAGUCUUCUAAGGCGAAAGGGAAAAGUGUUGAAUGCACUAGACUUGUCAUGGCAGGAAACUGUCUGCAAAGGUUACCUUGUCUCAAAUCUGGGUUUUGCAGAACCGUGUUUAUUCCUCACCCUUGUUUUUCUUCUGCGAGCACCCUUACAGAGAAUGGAAUCCGGAAUUCUAAGUCGGAAAUGGAAUGCGAAAACUACGGCAUAUGUUCUUCUGUACUGUCUUCCGGUGUUUGUUCUUCAGCUCUUAAUUAUUCUAAUUGGUCCUCAGUUGCGCAAGAAUAAAGGUUCCUUGCAUAAAUUGCCCCAUUAUUUUACAAGCACGGCUACUACUCCUACAACGAUAGAAGAUGCUGUUGAUGUUAUUGCUCUCUGCACUUACCCUUUACUAAAUACCAUCCUCCUAGGGCUUUUUGCCACCGUACUAACUCUCUAUCUGUUUUGGCUCGGAAGGCGGAUUUUGAAAUUGGUCAUCAAUAAGGGUUUGCAGAAGAGAGUCUACACAUUAAUAGUCUCAGUUUCGAGUUUUCUACCGUUACGGGUUCUUUUACUUGGACUUUCUGUUUUAUCUAAACCAGAAGAUUUGCUGUUUGAAGCGCUUGCUUUCUCAGCUUUUCUUGCUCUUCUAUGCUGUGCUGGUGUGUGUAUUUGUAUGCUUGUGUACUGUCCGAUUGCGGAUUCUUUAGCCUUGGGGAAUCUUCAGGACAUUGAGGCUCGGAGAAGAAUCACAGAUGACCACAACGACACUGUCUCUCUCAUAGCUAAUCAAAGCCAUCUUGAAGAAAGCAGUCGUCGAAUAAGCCCCGCGAGAAAUUCCGAUGCCUCAACCAAGCGUGGAUCAAUAUCGUUUCGAACUUACGAGAGGGAUGGGACAUCGACCGGGCCGUUUGUGGAGCUGAGCCUAUUUUCUCCGAGUAGAGAUGUAUCUGUACCGGGGUCACCUCCGCUUAUGGGUUGGUUAAUGCAUCCUCCCAGGCAAGCACAGGGGUACUAGAAGAGGGCAAGGAUCUUGGUGAAUAUCAAUUUUGUGGUAAAGGAAAACUGAUUGUAAAGGGUUAGUUUGAAUAAGAAUUUUUAUUCUUGGUUUGUUUUCUAAUUUUAGAUAUGGUGUUAUGGUGGUCUUGAUUAAUGAUAAAUUUUAUUCCGUUGAUCUUUUCCUAA